Molecule: messenger RNA, 1066 nt
Organism: Cucurbitaria berberidis CBS 394.84
Lineage: Eukaryota; Fungi; Ascomycota; Dothideomycetes; Pleosporales; Cucurbitariaceae
Product: acyl-CoA N-acyltransferase
Exons: 1
Coding region: 189-728 (179 amino acids)
Molecular function (GO): acyltransferase activity, transferring groups other than amino-acyl groups
Source: RefSeq, a predicted model, not a curated record
GCACAAAUCGUAAGGCGAGGGUAAUAGUAUGGAGUGUGAAGAGACAGCCCGGCUGUUAUCACUAUCGCACGCAGUCUGUGCGCAUUCCGAUCACAACACAACUCCGAAUUCCGAACCGAGCCUGUGUAUAUAUACUGCACCUCAGUUUUUGAAGAAGAUGGAAAAGGACAACAGAAUCACCCUCAAGUAUGACCGCUACUGGCAAUCUCAACUUUCGUCUCGCUACGGUUGAAGAUGCAAUUCCACUGGAGCGCCUCAUAAAUACAGCGUUUCGCAACGACACAACCACUCAAGUCUACCUAUCAGCCGACCACGAACGAAUCGACAUAACCAGCGUCGAUGGCAUAAAAGCUAGCAUCACUCAACCCGACCGUGCAGUGUAUGUUGCGACCGAUCUGGCUGGCGAGCUAGUGGCUCACUGCAGCGUGCGUAAACUGGAUGAGACCUGCGCUUGGUUCGGCAUGCUUGCUGUCAACGUCAACUGCCAAAAUCGCGGGUUGGGCAGCCAGGUGCUUGCCUACGCCGAGAAUUAUGCCCGUCACGAGUUGGGAAGUAAGAGGAUGGAACUCGACGCCGUCAACACGCGUGCCGACCUCAUUGCAUGGUACAAGCAUCGAGGUUACCAGGAGACGGGAGAAACAUCGCAAUUCCCAUAUGAGUACCACGGCGACUGGAAAGGAGUCUUGAGGAGCGAUCUGCAGUUUGUUCAUUUUGGGAAAGAUCUGUAAUUGCGUGAACUGUACUCGCCUCAGAAUCAUGUAUAGUUGCUUGACACGAAAAGAACUGAAUAUAAUACCUUGAUUCCGACUAUGGAUUGGUAACGGCCCUUCUACUGUAUAAUCUCUUACUAAAGCGUGUUAUUCAAGACUAAGAGUCAACGUCGUUGGGGGAGAGGCCUAAGAAGUACAUAAUCGCAGUAAUCAUUAUCAUUCACUCUUUCCGACAACAUUGUUUUUCUACUUCUAGUCCAUAGCAACCAACACUGCUUACUAGCUAGGGUAACGGGCCUCCAGUCGAUUCACUCAAAUGUUCCCGACUUGAGCUUAGCCUAGUCCUUCAUGACUUG